AUGGAUUACAUGGGAUAUACCAAGACCGCCACCUAUAUGGGAGGUCCUCGCCAAAGUAGCAACAUUCUACCAUCCAUCAUGCAGUCAUCUUACAAACCUUUUGAUACCUACCCUGCACCAUCUCCUCUCAGAAGAUCGUUAACCACCGCCCCAUGGAGACCAAGCACUUAUUACCAAUCUGGACAAACUAGUCCUGCUCAUGCCUUGUCUCGAAGCUUACAAGGUGUGAAUGUUCCACCAGUGUUUGCUGCUUCACGAAACGCUCUGUACACCAGAUACACACCCAAUGAUUGGUCCAGCUCCAACCAAACCAAUUAUAUGUCAUCUGAUAAAGUUCGUAGUGGUGCUGAAAGAGUGCGAUUUGACACAGUCCGUUUAUGCCGAGAAACUGAUGACAAAACGAAGAGAACACAAACCGAUGUUGGCAAAAGACUCGGAGAAAGGAUCGGUGAUAUCACUUUCUGGAAAACUGAACUCAACCAUGAAAUUGAUAACGUCAUUGCUGAAACUAAUGCCUUGAAUGAAGCUAAGAGAGUUUUAGAGAAGGCCUUGGCUGAAACUGAAAAUCCUCUGCACGUUGCUCAGGAAUGUCUUUACCACCGAGAAAAGAGACAAGAGAUCGAUUUGGUUCAUGACAACCCAGAAAAGGAACUGAUCAAGGAAGUUGAAAUCAUCAAAAGAUGUCAACAUAAAAUGAGAGAUGUUAUAAAUAAAGCCGAGGUACAAAUAGGAUUAAACCGAGCUGCUCAACAUGAAUUAGAGAAAGACUCGAGUGACAAAUUUAGAGCUCAGACCUUAGAUGAAACCUGUCAUGGUAUGAGAAAUGCAUCAAGAGGUUUGGCCUUCCAUAAUGGAGUCCACAGAAUUGACAACACCUUGUCCGUCCCUGAAUCCUGGGCUAAAUUUACCAACGACAACAUCCAACGAUCUCAGAGUGAACGAGCUGCCUCUAAACACAUGCGGAAUGAAAUCGAAAGUACCAUUAACUCAAGUGCCAAUGAUAUGUGGACUGAAUGGAACGCAGUCAAUGUUGCGCUGAAUGGAAGAAUGAAUGAAUCUGUAGAUGUCCGUAAUAAACUCCAAACUCAUCUCUCAAAGGUUCUUCAAGAAAUCUUUGAUAUGGAUAGAAAUAUUGAAUUACUUAAGAAAGCUAUUCAAGAUAAGACCCAACCGAUGCAAGUCGCUCAAAGUCGUCUCGAUACUAGAAUCAGAAGACCAAACGUUGAAUUAUGCCGAGAUCCAGUACAACACAGGUUGGUAUCCGAGGUGUCUGAAAUCAGUGAUACAGUUGAUGCUCUUCAAGCCAAACUUCGUCAUUCUGAGAACACAUUACAAGAACUCCUCAGAACCAAAUCAGCUUUGGAACAUGAUCUGUCCAUCAAGAACAACAGUGUGUUCAUCGAUCGUGAAAAAUGUUUGGGAAUGCGAAAAACCUUCCCAAUGGCUCCCCGAAAUGUUUUAUUCUAA
Messenger RNA from Lottia gigantea (owl limpet), 1467 nucleotides. RefSeq lists its product as hypothetical. The transcript is spliced from 7 exons. Gene Ontology annotation, cellular component: nucleus; microtubule cytoskeleton. Gene Ontology annotation, biological process: cilium movement involved in cell motility; cilium assembly. Bases 1 to 1467 code for a protein of 488 amino acids. The record is from RefSeq and is a predicted model, not a curated record. Lineage: Eukaryota; Metazoa; Mollusca; Gastropoda; Lottiidae.